GGAACGGUCGUGGUUGCCGAGGCGCAGCGCGGGAACGCAGGAGGCCAUGGCGGCCGCGGGGCCCGGGUAUCGGGGCUGGUGCUUGUGUCCCGAGGUGCCAUCCGCCACCUUCUUCACCGCGCUGCUCUCGCUGCUGGUGUCCGGGCCCCGCCUGUUCCUGCUGCCGCCGCCGCUGGCGCCCUCGGGGCUCUCGUUGCGGUCCGAGGCCCUGCGCAACUGGCAAGUUUACAGGCUGGUGACCUACAUCUUUGUCUAUGAGAACCCCAUCUCCCUGCUGUGUGGCGCCAUCAUCAUCUGGCGCUUUGCUGGCAAUUUUGAGAGGACCGUGGGCACCGUCCGCCAUUGCUUCUUUACGCUGAUCUUUGCUGUCUUCUCCGCCAUCAUCUUCCUGUCCUUUGAGGCAGUCUCAUCACUGUCGAAGCUCGGGGAGGUGGAGGAUGCCCGAGGGUUCACCCCUGUGGCAUUUGCCAUGCUGGGAGUCACCUCUGUCCGCUCUCGGAUGAGGCGGGCCCUGGUGUUCGGUGUGGUUAUACCCUCGGGACUUGUGCCGUGGCUCCUGUUGGGCGCCUCGUGGCUCAUUCCCCAGACCUCCUUCCUCAGUAACGUCUGUGGCCUGUGCAUUGGGAUGGCGUACGGCCUCACCUACUGCUACUCCUUGGAUGUCCCAGAGCGAAUGGCACUGAAGCUGGACCAGAAGUUCCCCUUCAGCCUCAUGAGGAGGAUAUCUGUGUUCAAGUACAUCUCGGGGUCCUCAGCGGAAAGAAGAGCGGCCCAGAGCCGGAAGCUGAACCCUGUGCCCGGCUCCUACCCCACCCAGAGCUGCCACCCGCACCUGUCCCCGAGCUACCCCGUCACCCAGAUGCAGCAGGCCAGCGGUCAGAAACUGGCUCCCUGGCCAGCCUGCGCCCCUGGGCACACGCCCAGCUUGCCUCCCUACCAGCCCGCCUCUGGCCUGUGUUAUGUGCAGAACCAUUUUGGUCCAAACCCUAAUUCCUCCGCUGUGUACCCAGCCUCCUUGGGGACCUCCCAAGGGUCACAACCCCCCACCCCUGCCAGCAGCCCUGGCACAGUGCAUUCUGGGGUGCUGGGCACUCCUGGGGCCUCGGGCUCCAAGGAGUCCUCCAGAGUGGCCAUGCCCUAAGGCAGCCAGGCCUUUCUGGACAAGAAGUAUUUAUUAAGUUCCUCCAUGUGCCAGGCUCUAUGUGGAGUACUGUCUCAGCUUGUUUAUGCUCAUGUACAGUUUAUUAGCCCAGUGUUCACCUGGGGAAAGUGAGGCACUGCCUGACCUGCAGGCUCCGGCCUCAGCCGCAGGCCCAGUUCCUCUGGGGACCAGGGGACGAGGGCAGGGCUGCCCCCCAGCUCUUGCCAGCCUCCUCCCAGCCCUUGUGCCCAGUGAUGUUGGUUGUAGUGUCUGUGUCCAAAUACCUGCACCCCCCCAGGUAUUUGCCAUGUCCCCAGCCUCCCCUCAGACCUGUCAUUGUCAUCAUGUCAGCUGCCUUUAUAUAAAGAACCUGCCCUAA
Dipodomys ordii (Ord's kangaroo rat) is the source of this 1520-nucleotide messenger RNA. It is a transcript of the gene Rhbdd2, whose product is annotated as rhomboid domain containing 2. The coding region runs from base 47 to 1141 and encodes 364 amino acids. The transcript has 4 exons. Lineage: Eukaryota; Metazoa; Chordata; Mammalia; Rodentia; Heteromyidae. Gene Ontology annotation, cellular component: membrane. The record is from RefSeq and is a predicted model, not a curated record. Gene Ontology annotation, molecular function: serine-type endopeptidase activity.